UUUCUGAAGUCCCCGUCACUGCACUCCCCGACUCAAACCCCAGAGCCGAGAGAGAGAGAAGAGAUGGGGAUUCGUUUCGAUCUGUUCAUCUUAUCAAUAGCUCUACUGUCUGCACCUUGUCUAUCCGAUCUAGUCCUAUCCAAGGUUGAUCGACGGGUUGAUUUGACAUCGCAAAUUGUACGUAUCACGUCCACAUUAAAGGUUGAAAAUUUGGGAACCGAUCCAGUGUCAGAAGUUUUGUUGCCCUUCCCUGAACACCAGGCAAAGAACUUGGCAUAUUUGGCAGCAACAAUUAAUGAAGGAAAAGGAAAAGCAAAAAGUUCUGCUGCCAGUCUCCCUAUUGAAGUUGCCCAUCCUAAGGAGAUGCCCCCAGGCCUGAUAUGGUAUUCUGUAUCUCUACCCAAGGGGCUGGGUAAAGGGGAGAGAUUGACUUUAGAUGUUCUGGCUGUUUUCACCCAUGCACUGAGACCAUUUCCUGAGAAAAUUUCUCAAGCUGAAAAUCAGUUUGUUGUGUUCCAGGAUAGUGCAUACUAUCUUUCUCCUUAUGCGGUCAAGGUCCAAUCACUUAGUGUAAAAUUGCCCUCUGAUCCAAAACUCGAAUCCUAUACAAAAAUAGAGAACACUGUGGUUUCUGGUUCGGAGAUUAAAUAUGGCCCAUAUGAGAACCGACCACCUUUCUCAUACUCAUCUAUAAUAGUUCACUUUGAAAACAAUCAGCCCUUUGCUGUUGCUCAAGAGUUGGUGCGAGAGAUAGAGAUUUCGCACUGGGGUAAUGUACAGGUGACUGAACAUUACAACCUUAUCCAUGGAGGUGCCCAAAGCAUGGGGGAAUUUUCCAGGCUGGACUAUCAGGCCAGGCCUCAUGUAAGAGGUGCGUCAGCAUUUAGGCAUCUUGUUGCCAAAUUGCCACCAAGAGCUCACUCCGUUUACUACAGGGAUGAAAUUGGAAAUAUUUCAACAUCUCAUUUAUGGGUUGAUUCAAAAAAGACACAACUAGAAAUUGAACCCAGAUAUCCAAUUUUUGGUGGUUGGAAAACUUCUUUUACCAUUGGGUAUGGCCUGCCACUUAAAGACUUUUUGUUUCAGACAGAAGGGAAACGUUUUCUGAAUUUCUCUUUUGGUUGUCCAAUUAAUGAUUUGGUCAUUGACAAUCUCAUUCUGAAGGUUGUUUUGCCCGAGGGAUCAAGGGAUAUUUUAGUUUCUGUCCCAUUUCCUGUGAAACAGUGGCACGAGACAAAAUUUUCCCACUUGGAUAUGGUUGGUAGACCAGUGGUUGUGCUAGAGAAGAUGAAUGUUGUGCAGGAGCAUAAUCAGCAUUUUCAGGUCUAUUACAAGUUCAACAACCUUUCAUUGCUGAGGGAGCCAUUGAUGUUGAUUUCUGGAUUUUUCUUCCUGUUUGUUGCCUGCAUUGUAUAUAUGCAUGCGGACUUAACAAUCUCGAAGUCUUCUGCUUCUUACGUGGCAAAACUGCAGUGGGAUGAGGUUCAAACAGCUAUUCAGCAGGUUCAAAACAUCAUCAAUCGGUGUUUGACAAUCCAUGAUAGGCUAGAAGCAUCGUUACGUGAUCUCUCCAGAACAGGGGAUGUGCAAGCUUGUAAAGCAACUCGGAAAGCAGCUGACAGUUCAUUGAAAGAGCUUUCCAAAGAAUUGAAGCCCUUGGUUGCUUUCUUGCAUUCCUCUCCGCAGGCUGCUCAGAUAUUGCCGAAGGUGGAGGAGCUGGUUGUCAAGGAGAGAGAACUGCAGGAGAAGCUAAUGUCAAAACACUCGACAGUGGUAGACAUUUAUGAAAAGAAAACUGGGGGACGGGAAAUUGAGAACCGGGUUGCUUUGAUCCAGCAGAAACUCACAGCUUUGAGGCAGGAGGUUGAAGACCAGCUGGAAGCCAUUGAUUAGAUCUAAUAUAUGAAUAAAAUUAGUCUGCACUUUGUGUUUUGUUGGGCGAUUUGUGAAAUCAGAAUUUUGUUGUGGUCUCAAGGAUAGCUUGAUGUGUUAGCCCCAACAUCUAUGGUUUUUGUUUUUGUUUCAAUAGAUUUAACUAUAAAAUAUAUAUAUAUAUAUAGAACUGAUUACUUAUC
Molecule: messenger RNA, 2075 nt
Organism: Camellia sinensis
Lineage: Eukaryota; Viridiplantae; Streptophyta; Magnoliopsida; Ericales; Theaceae
Product: Ribophorin I
Cellular component (GO): oligosaccharyltransferase complex; membrane
Source: RefSeq, a predicted model, not a curated record